AGCUGACGAUCGUCGCGAACGGUGAUAACGACCGGAGAUAACGCGAGUGACGACGUGCGAUCGACUAGAAUCAUAACAUACCGUGAAACCUCUACAAUAGCAGUAACGUAUAUUAUCAUCAUCGUCGUCGUUAUUAUUGUCACCAUCAGGGAAAAUUGGCCGUCUCUUGUGCCUAAAACUUACCUGACCAGUCGGACGGGAGAGCGGCCACUGCGACAUUUGCGUGUUUGCGUGUGCACAUGACGUGCGAAUCCGUGUGAAAUGCAAAAGUCGUACGGCACAGACGAACCGAACAGUAAGUGACACCAGUGUAAUAUUAUUGUAGUGCAAUCGCGACUGGACGAGGGGCAGAGAGUGUAAUAUUGCGUAACGACUUGGAUUGCGAGUGGAGAUUCACUUCGGGCGAGUCCUGUGACGAGUAAGAUGUCCAAAGCCGACCAGCUCCUGUCGAAACUACCGCCGCCCACUCAGCUGCCGAGUUUCGUCACCGACGCUUUGAAAGAGCCCAGCAGCAGAUCCACUCAGCAGGCUGAUCCCGUACUGAACACUACAGACAUGACGAGUCAAAGCUUUCACACUCCAAUGUUUUCGCCAGUAAUCACCCACAAAAACGAAGAAAAUUUUGAUGUGCCUACAAGUCCUUCCAGUGAAUCUGGUACUGAUAAGUCUGUCAAAAGUGAACAAACGUCAGGGAACAAAGGUGAUUUGUUUAACUGGAUGAGAGGCAGUAGUUCCAGUAUUUUCUCCAUGGUUGCUGAAAAAGCCAAGAAUUCUGUUGACGCUGUACUCACUACUUUGGAUCCACAAAUGAAAGAUGCUUUUAACCCCAAUACUUUUGAUGGCACAGAUGUAGUUGUCGCUUCAGAAAAGGAAAUUAUCGUCAGUGCUGUAAGAGAAGGGUUUCAAAAAGUAUUUGGUAAAUCAGUUGUUAGAGGACUUGAAGCACCUGAUCAACCGUUUGCUGCACAGUUGGUAGGAUUUUCCGCAGCAUCCAAAGCAACUAAAUAUCGCAUAGAUUCAGUUAGAUUACAUGUAGUGAAAGGACCUGUUGUUGCUUUUGAAAGAUUUAUUGUUGAACCGAUUGAAUCAAAAUGGUAUGAAUUUGGCCUCUUGAAACUCAAUGAUAUGGAACGAAAUAUAGAUCUAGAAGUUUACACUCAAAGCGUCCCCGUACCAACGUCCAUUGUGAGUCUAAUCAAUGACGACACACCCAAAGAUUAUGAACACAUUUCAACUGGAUUCAGUAUACCGGUUGCACAUUUUAUGGCUAGCAAUUUGAAAGUACACCCGUCUGAAUGGCAAGAAAUAAUGACCGGCGUUAGCCAACGAUCAUCAUUGUUAGCCGCUUCCGUUUCUUUGGCCAUGUCGUAUAAAAAUGCUUUGGAAUGAUGACAUUCAUAGUUCAGCUUGAACACAUUUAUAAAUAUAAUUCAUACAUUUAUUAUGAUUAUCAAUUAUUACUUUACAUUAUAUAAAUCUUGUUAUUA
Molecule: messenger RNA, 1487 nt
Organism: Sipha flava (yellow sugarcane aphid)
Lineage: Eukaryota; Metazoa; Arthropoda; Insecta; Hemiptera; Aphididae
Product: protein PRRC1-like
Exons: 8
Coding region: 424-1389 (321 amino acids)
Biological process (GO): activation of protein kinase A activity
Cellular component (GO): cytoplasm
Molecular function (GO): protein kinase A regulatory subunit binding
Source: RefSeq, a predicted model, not a curated record